Messenger RNA from Trichoplax adhaerens, 1599 nucleotides. RefSeq lists its product as uncharacterized. Gene Ontology annotation, cellular component: cytoplasm; nucleus; cytosol. The record is from RefSeq and is a predicted model, not a curated record. Gene Ontology annotation, biological process: L-serine catabolic process; folic acid metabolic process; purine nucleobase biosynthetic process. Gene Ontology annotation, molecular function: pyridoxal phosphate binding; zinc ion binding; mRNA 5'-UTR binding. Lineage: Eukaryota; Metazoa; Placozoa; Uniplacotomia; Trichoplacea; Trichoplacidae. The transcript is spliced from 17 exons. Bases 1 to 1599 code for a protein of 532 amino acids.
AUGGCCAGUUUUCUGAAAACUACUCGAUCCCUCGGCAAUUUGCCAGCCCAAGUGCGAAGUAUCCUAUUUGCCCGCGGACUACCUGUUCGUACAGCUUGGACUGGGUUACAGUCUAUUUCAGAAGAUGACCCAGAACUGUUUGAUAUCAUUCGUAGAGAAAAAUCACGCCAGAGAGGAGAUUUGGAAUUGAUUGCUUCGGAGAAUUUCACUAGUCGGGCUGUCAUGAAUGCUCUUGGAUCCUGCUUGACCAAUAAAUACUCGGAAGGAUAUCCUGGCCAAAGAUAUUAUGGUGGAAAUCAGUGCAUUGACGAGAUUGAACUUAUGUGCCAACGUCGUGCUUUGGAAGCGUACGACCUUGAUCCAGAAAAAUGGGGAGUUAACGUGCAACCAUAUUCAGGGUCACCUGGCAACUUUGCAGUCUACACUGGUUUAUUAAAGCCUCAUAGUAGAGUUAUGGGUCUCGAUUUACCUGAUGGUGGACAUUUAACUCAUGGAUUUAUGUCAGGAAAAGUCAGAAUCUCUGCAACGUCAAUUUACUUUGAAUCAUUGGCUUAUCAUUCCCACAUGCACAAUUCGCCCUUGGGAAGGUCUGAGACCAAGGUCGCUUUACGUCUUCCAGACGAAGGCCGCUGUAACAGGCGGAUUUACGCACUAGAUAAUCAUCACUCUGUAAUAGCUAAAAAUGGAAACCCUGCAUGUAGAAGGUAUUUACAUCGUCGACGUAAUAAUAUUGAUAUGAUUGGAAUAAGGAUGUACGCAAAGCCGGAUACUGGAGAGGUUGACUACGACGCAUUACAAAAGCAAGCGAAAGCAUUUGUACCAGAAAUGAUUAUCGCAGGAACCAGUGCCUAUUCCAGAUUGUUGGACUAUCAAAAAUUUCGCGAGAUAUGUAACGAUGUCAAGGCAAUUCUCAUGGCCGAUAUGGCACAUAUUAGCGGCCUUGUUGCAGCUAAGGUUGUCCCUAGUCCUUUUGAAUAUGCUGACGUUGUAACAACUACUACUCAUAAAACCCUCCGGGGCCCAAGCAAGAUCAAUAAAGCUGUCUUUCCCGGUCUGCAAGGAGGUCCUCACAACAACGUCAUAGCUGGUGUUGCAAUCGCUCUGAGACAGGCUAAAACUCCAGAAUUUGUUGAAUACCAGAAACAAGUAUUAAAGAAUUGUAAAGCCAUGGCAAAUGCCUUGCUUAAUAAAGGAUACACACUUAUUUCAGGUGGUACGGAUAAUCACCUUAUUUUGGUCGACUUAAGACCAAAGGGAGUAGACGGAUCCAGAACAGAAAGGGUUCUUGAACUUGUCAAUAUUUCAACGAAUAAGAAUACUUGCCCUGGUGAUAAAAGCGCCCUAUUUCCUGGCGGAAUGAGACUCGGAACACCAGCGUUGACAUCGAGAGACUUUAAGGAAAAGGACUUUGAACAAGUUGUGGAAUUCAUUGAGCGUGGCGUACAGAUUACUUAUGAAGCAAAGCAAAAAACCGGUACCCUGAAAGAAUUCAAGGAGUUCGUUAUCAGUGACCCUGAUAUUACUGCAAAAAUUAGUGCUCUUCGUCAAGAAGUGAAAGAGUUUGCUGAGCAAUUUCCUAUGCCUGGUCAAGAUUACUAA